Molecule: messenger RNA, 941 nt
Organism: Protomyces lactucae-debilis
Lineage: Eukaryota; Fungi; Ascomycota; Taphrinomycetes; Taphrinales; Protomycetaceae
Exons: 1
Coding region: 256-876 (206 amino acids)
Source: RefSeq, a predicted model, not a curated record
CUGCUGUUCAAUAAUCAUGGACUGAAAGGUCCCUGCAGGAGGAGCCCGCGCUCGGACGAACUUCAAGAGAAUGGCAAAUAUUUGCUACUUCUCUCACAACCGAAAGUCUGUAGCUAAUCAGGGGCAAAAAUUUCCGUCAUCAGGGAACAGAAUUGUGUAUAAGAUGCGCGGCAUCUCCAACCAUUGACCCGCCGACCAAGACCACAAUCUUUUGGAGAGCCCUGAAGCUUCAAAACACAACAAUCAAUCAACGUCAUGGGCUUCACCUAUUUCCUCGUUGCAGUCUUCGUGAUUCAUGGGUUGACAGCCAUUUCUGCUUCUGUGAGUUGCGGUUACGACGCAGAAGCCAUUGCCCUCACAAAGGAUGCCGAAGUUCAAUAUCCCACCAACGAUCCCAUGGCCGACAAGUCCAACUUUGUGGAAAAGAAAACAAUCUUGCUUCAGCAGAAUAGAUGCACUGUGCUAUUCGCAGACUACUCCAUGGUGGAAAGAGCCAGCGGCAACCCUCGUUACUUGAAACAACUACCAUGUAGCGAAGUUCAUGAGAUGUCACUCCAUUGUUUUCCAGUUCUCGUCAAUCACAAGACGAAUAUUCUAGUCUCGGAGUUCCCGGAGGCCCUCGUUAAACUCAAAGCCGGGAAUCUUUCCGCUUUCCUCUUUUGCGGACAGAAUAGGAGACCCCCUCAAGAGACAGGUGAAUACUUCUUACCUCGCUCUCCAGUUAUGGCAUUUGCAGCGCUCCAGUAUGGCGAAGUGACUCAAGGGAAAGGAUUCUUUGUUACGUGCUGGUACCAUUCGCAGUCACUCAAGCAGAAUAACAUUUGGUUCGGCACUGAUAAAGUGGAAGCGACUUGUAAGAAGAGGCCUUGUGCUUGAAACGUUUACAUAUACCCACUUGUGAGACCUGUCGCUCGUGAAUAGUCCGAAGGGCUUCUUUACAC